AUGGGAAAAUAUUUAGGACACUUUGCUCUUAAUAGAGGAACAAUUGAGCGUGAGCAAGUACUCCGUAACAGAUAUCUAAACUGGAGGUAUUUGGUACUAUGCCGAAUAGUCGAAACCUACCAAGGUUCUGAGGAAGACUUGAACAUUGAGGAGGUCCAGGCACAGUCAGAAGAAGCGGAGGGCCCUAAAAAUUACCGUGAAAAAUACAGUCUAUCCAAGUAUACACCUGUCACACAGAGUGAUCCUAUUCCCGUUUCUAUGUUUGAGAUGCUCUCACCACACAAGAUAGAUGCUAUUAUGGUACUCAACAAACUGUUUGGCAUGGAAAUACCUCGAGCUGGUCAGCUUCUAUCUGGAAUAGUGCGACUUUGCAAACAUGAGCAGGCUCUCUCCCAUCUUAAUCAUCUCGCGGGUCUGAUAUCCAAAUAUAACUACUUGGAUGUCGUAACUCUACUCCAGGCAUUAUUACAUUGUCGAAACUUGGUUCUCAAAUCCCCAUUGCAUGACAGAGGCUCGAGUCCUCAGGCACGACUAUUGGAAGAGUUGUAUCAUUACAUGGAGGAAGCAUUUACUCUGUACUAUGGCCAAGGACAAGUCGACGAUGAGAUAAUCUGGGAUCUCUUGAGGCAGUUGGAGAUGCCUGAGUUGAUCGAUCACGUAGUAUCAUCUGGAGGACACCCUCAAUGA
Molecule: messenger RNA, 687 nt
Organism: Sungouiella intermedia
Lineage: Eukaryota; Fungi; Ascomycota; Pichiomycetes; Serinales; Metschnikowiaceae
Source: the annotation of a GenBank genome assembly